Messenger RNA from Lottia gigantea (owl limpet), 5480 nucleotides. RefSeq lists its product as hypothetical. Gene Ontology annotation, cellular component: endoplasmic reticulum; plasma membrane; lipid droplet. Gene Ontology annotation, biological process: long-chain fatty acid metabolic process; long-chain fatty-acyl-CoA metabolic process; neuron differentiation. Gene Ontology annotation, molecular function: long-chain fatty acid-CoA ligase activity. Lineage: Eukaryota; Metazoa; Mollusca; Gastropoda; Lottiidae. The record is from RefSeq and is a predicted model, not a curated record. The coding region runs from base 32 to 2161 and encodes 709 amino acids. The transcript has 14 exons.
GAUUAACCAAUGAAAGAAGAAGUUGUUUAUAAUGAGUGAUAUAUUUGUCAAGACAAUUAUUGGAGUAAUUAAGGCAGUGUCGUUAGUUUACGAUGUCGUCUCGUUUAUUCCGUAUUAUUUUAUGUUCGACCCCAACGCUAAACUUAGAAAAUCACGCAGACUGAAGGCUAAACCAGUAUCAGACGGGUAUGGUGCUCCUUGGAGAUCGACUGAAACACCAGGAGGGGAGCUAACUACAACCCUAUUUCCUGAAUGUAAAACCCUAGAUGAUCUGUUUCUCCGUGCUGUUCAGCUCUACUCUGAUAAACAAUGUCUCGGUACCCGCCAACUUAUUAGUGAAGAAGAUGAAAAACAACCUAAUGGAAAAGUCUUCAAAAAGGUUAUCCUAGGAGACUAUGAGUGGCUAUCCUAUGAACAGACCUUCACUAGAGUAACUCAUUUUGGUAGUGGUAUGCUAGCUCUAGGUCAGAAAGUUCGUCAUAAUAUAGUAAUCUACGCUGAAACCCAGGCCGAAUGGAUGAUAGCUGCUCAGUCUUGUUUUAAAUACAACUUUCCUAUUGUGACGCUGUAUUCAACACUGGGACAAGAAGCCAUCACCCACGGUAUCAACGAGACCGAAGCUACCCAUGUUAUUACUAGUAAAGAUUUGGUACCCAAGUUUAAUGGAGCUCUGAAGUUGAUGCCCAAGGUCACCCAUCUAAUAGUGAUGACUGAAGAUACGAAGUUACCUCAACUGAAAGACAAGCCCAAUAAUGUUAAAAUGAUAUCAAUGGCAGAGGUGGAAGUCAUUGGUGCCAAGGAAGAAAACAUAAAAACACCAGUCACUAAACCUCAGAGGUCUGAUACAGCAGUGAUUAUGUAUACUAGUGGUUCUACCGGCAGACCGAAGGGUGUGGUCAUCAGUCAUGGUAACUUAAUGUCUGGAAUGUCAGGACAGUGCCAACGUAUUCCUGCUUUAGGUCAUCCUGAUAUUUAUAUUGGUUACCUCCCCUUAGCUCACGUAUUGGAAGUCAGUGCAGAGAUAUCAUGUCUGGCUCAUGGAGUAGCUAUAGGUUAUAGUUCCCCACAAACUCUUACAGAUACAUCUUCUAAAAUUAAAAAAGGCUGUAAAGGAGAUGUAUCUAUUCUUAAACCAACUUUAAUGGCUUCAGUACCGGUGAUUUUAGAUCGUGUAUAUAAAGGUGUAUGGGAUAAAGUAAACAGUGGUGGAGCUUUCUCUGAGGCAUUCUUUAAGUUUGCCUACGAUUACAAGAAAAAACAGUUAGAGAAUGGUUAUGAUACACCUAUCUUAAAUAAGUUAUUAUUUAGUAAAAUCUGUGGGUUAUUGGGAGGACGUGUACGAUUAAUGUUAUCAGGUGGCGCCCCCUUAUCUAACGCCACACAGCGCUUCAUGAACAUCUGUUUCUGCUGUCCUGUAGGUCAAGGUUACGGACUGACAGAAACUUGUGGUGCUGGAACAGUCACUGAAGUUACUGAUCUCAGUCUAGGAAGAGUUGGAGCUCCGUUAAUUUGCAAUGAAAUCAAACUACGUGAUUGGCCAGACGGAAACUAUACGAAUAAAGACACGCCCUUCCCCAGGGGUGAGAUAUUAAUAGGUGGGGGUAAUAUCACUAUGGGUUAUUAUAAAAACCAGGAGAAGACAGAAGAAGAUUUUAUGGAGAAGAAUGGAAUGAGGUAUUUCUGUACUGGUGAUAUCGGACAGUUUGAAGAAGACGGCAACCUUCGAGUCAUAGAUCGUAAGAAAGAUUUAGUCAAAUUACAACAUGGAGAAUACGUGUCGUUAUCGAAAGUCGAAACAGCAUUAAAAAUUAUGCCAAUGAUUGAACAAAUCUGUAUUGUUGCCGAUAGCAGCAAGAGUUUCGCUGUAGCCCUUAUCAUACCCAAUCAGAAAAAUUUAGAAGAAUUCGCUAAAAAUAAGGGAUGUAGUGGAAAAGAAUUUUCGGAAAUGAUAAACGAUUCCGAUCUUGUUAAAAAAGUCACAGAAGAAGUUAAAUCUUUUGGUAGCAAAUCUAAAUUAGAGAAGUUCGAAAUUCCCCAGAAGAUCAAAUUAAUUAAUGAUUCAUGGACGCCAGAUACAGGGCUCGUGACAGACGCCUUUAAACUGAAACGUAGAAAUAUCGAGGAGAAAUAUCAUAAAGAUAUAGAACGUAUGUACGAAUAGACUAGAGCUUGACUGUACAUUCCUUUUAACAUUGAGAAUACAGACCACAAUAAAUUUCUACAUUGCGGAUUCAAACAACAAAUAAUUUCUUCAUGGUGGAUUCAGACCACAAUAAAUUAUUACUUGGUGGAUUCAGAUAAAAAAUAAUUUCUCCAUGGUGGAUUAUUCAGAUCACACAAAUUUUCUACAUUUGGAUUCAGACAACACAAAUUUUUUUACAUGAUGGAUUUAGACAACAGUUAAUUAAUACUUGAUUAAUAACACUGGUAAUGUGCUAGUGAAUUAAUUAAUUUCUUAAAUUAUGGAUUUAGACCACACAAAUUUUUAUAUGUUGGCUUCAGACCACAAUAAAUUUAUACAUAUUAUUAUUGGAUUCAGACUACAAAUCAUGUCUGAAUGAAGAGAGUCAAUUGCCUCUCUAUGUUGACUUCAGACCACAUUAAAGUUUUACAUGUUGAAUUCAAACCGCAGUUAAGUUUUAAUGUGAAUUUAGACCACAGUUAAUUACUUCAUUGAGGAUUCAGACCACUAUAAAUACAUCAAAAUAUCCAUAUCAUAAACUGCCGGACCUAGACCACUAUUCAUCUACCUUAAAGUGAAGUUAUUCUUUUGUGUGUUGAUUUUAUGAAAGUAUGGUUUGAGUUUGUUUAAUUAAGAGUUUUUUAUUCAUUAGUCUCAAUUCUGAUAUUCUGAUGCCAUUCUGCAAUUAAGGUUGAGUCUCCUUCAGAGAGUCCACAUAGCUAAGAUAGUUACUUAGUAUUUGGGUUUAGAAACUCAUCAACCCUUUUAGAGAGUCCACAUAGCUAAUAAUGUUAGUUGCAAUCAGGAGUGUCAACUCGGCAUUUCUUCAGAGAGUCCACAUAGCUAAUAAUGUUUAUUAGGUAUUUAGGUUUAUCAAGUUGAUAUCCCUUUUAGAGUGUACACAUAACAAAUAAUAAUUGGGCAUUUUGGAAUAAUUAACCUGGCAUCCCUUUCAGGAAGUCUUAGCAUUUAAGAAUUUUUGCAGAUCUUGUAUUCAUUUAGGUUAUUUAAAAAUUUUGACAAUAAAUUUGAUGAGUACCACUACCAUAAAGGGCAUGCUUUCCCAUGAGAAACACUUCCUUGGACCCUGUUAUUGUGGUAGGAUCCUAUUUUGAGAGUUCACAUAACUUAUUAAUUUAUACAUUUAAUAUUAAUUAUGCAAAUUGUAACACAUUCAUUUACCUUAAAUUUUGUCAAAUUUUUCUCCCAUCGAAUUUGUCAAUAAUAUUCAUAAUGCUCAACAAUGUAAAAAUGAAAGAAUUUUAAAGCAACAAUCCUUAAAACGAAUGUGGCCAAAGCGAAUAAAUCCUUUUCAAAAUGAAAAAUUUAAUCCUUGUGUAUGCCGGGGAAAAACAGUUAUGUAUCAGUCAGUUUCAUCUUUAUGCAUUUAAUCGUAGUCAAACAUAACACAAAGUUUGAUUUUGAAAUCUGAUACUAAUUGUUAUUAUACAGUUAUAUCAGCUGAUCAAGUCAAUAUUUAGAUAAGUUAUAUAACUGUACAUAUCAAGAACAACUGUAAAGUAAAACCUCGCCUGCAUUUUUUUUUUUUAAAUUUUGGAGUUAAGUUAUUCGAGCAUACUCUAGAUUUUGAUCAAUUUGGGAAAAAGUACCAGGCUUUGUGAUACCUCUUUUAUGCAUUUCAGAAAAUGUUUCUGGUUUUAAAUUUGCUGUUGGCAGUAUUUAUUUAUUUUGUAUAUUUUUGUCUUGAAUUUUAAGUAUUUAGUUGGCAUGCAUUUGUCAAAUUUUAGGGCCUAGAUUAGUUAUUGGUUAAAAUUGGUUCAAAUUGUAUUAAUCUUUAAAAAAAAAAAAAAAAUAGCGUCAUUGAAAUUCCAUGUCCUCGUAUUACAUGUUACUUUGUCGUGGAAGCAGUAGCUGGUAACAUUUGAAAGGAUGUUUUUCAUUGGUUAGAAUAUCUACAAGAUCGUAUAAAGGAUCCAAUCAAAUUAGACCUCCGCACCAAUAAUAACCUGUUAAAUCCCCCCAUGGUUAAGUGACAUGUCAAGAGCAGACAUGGAAUUUCAAUGAUGUAACUUUGUUGUUAUGAAAUUUGUUUGUUUGUUUGUUUGUUCGAUUAUAGUGCUAUAAAUUAUUGCUAAAUUCAAACCCCAUUUUAUAUUUAUUUACAAAUUUAAUGUUUUUUAAGACAGAAAAUGAUGAUGUAUGGUUAAAAUUCAUAGCGGCACAUGAAGCCAUUUGGAUAAAGUGAACCACGGUCCUAUGGUUAAAAUUCCAAAGCUGUGAACACAGUCUUGUCCUUUAUUGAUAAGGAACAUGAUUUUAAUUUUGGAGUGGAAUUAUAAAAGAGAUACUAUGUCCUGUAAAAUCAAAUAUUCAUUUUGAUCUCAUCUUAUUUCUCCCCGUGCUGUUUUGUUAUUUUGUUUAGAUUGGAAUAUUUAUUAAUUAAACAGAGCUUGAUAUUCUUAACUUGUUAAUUGGAUUUGUCAGCUUGGCAUCCUUUCAGAGAGUCCACAUAGCUUAUAUUGUUUAUUUUGUAUAUUGAUUUGACACCUCGACAUGUCUUUAGAGUGUCUACAUACCUAUGAAUUCUGUAAUAGUCAAAUCUAACCAUGAUAUUUUGAAUUCCCCUCCCAUAUGAAUGUCUGCCAUUUUGAAAUAUUGUGAAUGAUUUUGUUUUAGUUGGUGUUUGAAGAGUGAAACUGUCUGGCUCACUGUUGCUAUGGAAACAAAAUUGUACAAAUGCAUAAGAUUGUAAAUUGGGCAGGCCAAUGGAGCUGUCCUGAUAAAAUUUCCCUCAUUUCACACUGUAUGGUGUUACUGUCUUCAUAAGCUAAGAAAAUUCUUCUGAUUGCAUACUGCAAUACCUGUUUUUAGUAGUUCAUUUGCCUAAGGAGGUGCAGAACAUGGAUUUCCAUUGACAUGAGAAAUUUUGUCCUUGCAAAAUUUCCCUAAUUGCACACUGCAUGGUGUUUUGUUUUUAUUUGUGUUGUGUCUUAGGAAAAUUCCCUUCAUCACACACUGCAAGGUGUUAGUUGUUCCUAAACCUUAUGACAUGCAGAAUAUGGAUUACCUUCGACAUAGGGCAAGAGAUUUUGUCUUGGCACGAUUUCUCUCAUUGCACACGGUGUUAGUUAGACCAAUCAAGUGUGAGGAUAUGAAUUCAUUUCUAUCAAUUCCCAAGGGAUUUUAUUUGAUCAAAGUUUAUUGUAAAAUGACCAAGAAGAUCUAUAUUAAAUUGUAUUAUAAUUAUAAUAUUUGUACAAACAUCAUAUAUAAACUUAUAAAUAAUAUAAUGAUCCUAUUUUUUUGCUCAGUGUACAAUAAAAGCCUACAGCCUCAA